AUGGAGAAGACUUCAUUCAAUUUCCUGUCGUUCUUUCAGAGGAGCUUCGCUCUCUUUCUUGUCCUCCUAUUCUGCCCGACGGCUUCCACUCUUCAGCUCAUAUACAAUUCUUCCGUCCCCACCGAUCUUUCCAAUACCUGUUCCGAAGCGUUGUUGUCGGAUGUGGCAUGCGAUCCGGUUGUCAAGAACUUGAUUCCGGGUUUCUUUUACGGCCCUGAGACGUUGGAAAGAAUCUGCACCAGCGGCUGUGAAGAUUCUCUUUCAGCUUAUCAGAGCGCAGUGCAAGACGCAUGUGGAGAGGAGAUCCUCCCGGGAUCCUUUGACCUCAACGUGUCAGCGCUGUGGAUCCCAGGGACCUACCAGUAUCUGUACGAGUCGACCUGUUUGAAGGACGGCGACCGAUACUGCAACAAUGUUGCUGCCCUCGCCGCUGCUUUUGCGGAUCCUGGCAAUAGCAUGUUCAACUACUUGGAUGCCAUCCCAUCUGGCGCGGAAGAGCCAGAGCCAUGUGAUGCGUGCUUUCUGAAAAGUCUUCGCCUACAAGCCGGGUCUCCAUACUUUGAAGGGCCGGCAAUCGCGAGCAUGUCCCUCUACGAGUCUAUGACGUCGAGUUGUGGGGUUACGGGGCAGCCACUGACGACGACUACUCUUGACUUCUACACUCAAGAGCCGACGACGACACCUACACCUUGCGCGGGUACAACGUAUUCAAUCCAGCCCUCAGAUGACUGCUUCAGCAUAUCGACCACACAAGGAAUCGGAACGGCGUGGCUUCUAUCGGACAACGAUCUACCGGCGUGGUGUGCCGACUUCCCCACGUCUGGGGAUCUGUGUCUUACCAAUAGCUGCAAAGUUUUCACUGUGACUGCGAACGAUACAUGCACGUCUAUUGCCCGAGCUUCGAACAUCACAGAAGCACAGCUCCAUGCUUGGAACCCGAUCAUUGACUUUGGCUGCUACAACCUAGACAGCAUGACGGGCGCACAGCUUUGCAUUUCUGCCCCAGGCACUAAUUUCGUGCCGCCAACAACCACGGACCUGGCUCCCAUCACGCCAACCACGCCGGCGACUGUCCCGACUGACGCAGCACCCGACUCGAAUCAGAACUGUGGCAGAUGGUACGACGUGCAGCCGGGGGAUUACUGCAACCUCCUGACGCUCAAAUUCGGCAUCUCCCUGGACGACUUCAUCUUCCUCAACCCCUCGAUCAACGUCAACUGCACCAACCUGAUCGCCGACGAAAGCUACUGCGUGCAGGCCGUCGGCGACAUCAACACCUACUCCGGCCGCCCAGGCUACACGACCGCUUCUCCAACCGAACCCUUCACGGGCACCCCCUUCACCGCCCUCCCAGACGCGACCGAAACGCCCUACGUCCGCCUCUACCCGCCGCUGCCCAUCGCCAACGGCACGCGUGACGACUGCUCGGCCUACUUCGCCGGCGACGACUACCAGUUCGACCUGACAGGCACGCGCUGGGCCGGCAACUGCGAGUUCGCCGCCGUGAACUACGACGUCUCGCUCGACGAUUUCGGCACCUGGAACGCCGGCCUCGCCAACGCCAGUUCGCCCGACUGCGUUUUCGAGACGGGCGUCCGCUACUGCGGCUCGUGGUACGGCCAGCCCGACAACGAGCCAUCCGCCUCCACCACGACGACACCGCCGGACGCCACCACGACGGCUGCGCCGGGCCCGCCUGGACCGACGCAUACCGGUCAGCCGGCCGACUGCGACGAGUGGCACGUCGUCGUCAAGGGCGACUCGUGCCAGAGCGUCGCCGACGAAGCCGGCAUAUCGCUCGCGCAGUUCCUGGCGUGGAACCCGGCGGUGAGUUCCGACUGCGUCGACAACUUCUGGCUCGACUCGGCGUACUGCGUCGGCGUGGCGAGCGACGGCGACGACCCCACUACCACUGUUCCUACCACGACGGCACCACCACCAACGACGACGGCGCCCACGCCGGGUGCCCCGACGCACACCGGGCAGCCGGCCAACUGCGACGAGUGGCACAUCGUCGUCGAGGGCGACACGUGCGCUAGUGUUGCUGCGGAGGCCGGGAUAUCGCUGACGCAGUUUUUGGCGUGGAAUCCCGCGGUUAGUUCGGACUGUGUGGAUAACUUUUGGUUGGAUUCUGCGUACUGCGUCGGCGUGUCUGGGGACGACACGCCCACAACUACGACGACGACGAGCGCGGCGGAGCCGACGGCUACGCGGCCACCGGCGGAGUGGGUGCAGGAAGGCGCGGCGGCGAACUGCAAUAAGUGGGACCGCGCGGUGAGCGGGGAUUACUGCUUCGCGUUUGCAGAGCGGAAUGGGAUUACGAUGGGGCAGUUGGCGGAGUGGAAUGCGGCGCUGGGAACGAAUGGGGAUAAUUGUGGGACAGCGUUUUGGCUGGAUUAUUAUUACUGCAUUGGAGUGUCUGGGUAG
Molecule: messenger RNA, 2427 nt
Organism: Lasiodiplodia theobromae
Lineage: Eukaryota; Fungi; Ascomycota; Dothideomycetes; Botryosphaeriales; Botryosphaeriaceae
Product: LysM domain-containing protein
Exons: 4
Coding region: 1-2427 (808 amino acids)
Source: RefSeq, a predicted model, not a curated record